AUGGCUCGAGAUCUGGAGGAAACUGGCUCAUGCUCAGAGGAGGAGGAAGAAGAUGUUGUGGAUGAGCUGGAGGACCAUCCGUGUAUCAAGUGGACUGGCGGUGGCUGCAGGCGGAUCCCCGUCCUGGUGUUCCACGCUGAAGCCAUUCUGACCAAUGACAGCUACCUCCGCCUAAUUGGAGAGCGCUACCACUUGUCCUAUAAGAUUGUGCGAACAGACAGCCGUCUAGUUCGAAGCAUUCUGACUGCCCAUGGAUUCCAUGAGGUGCACCCUAAUAGCAGCGAUUAUAAUCUCAUAUGGACAGGAUCACACUUGAAGCCCUACUUGCUGCGUUCCCUUACAGAUAUUCAGAAAGUCAAUCAUUUCCCUAGGUCAUAUGAACUGACACGAAAAGACAGACUCUACAAGAAUGUCAGUCGUAUGCAGCUGGCCCAUGGAUUCAAGACAUUCCAUAUCUUACCUCAGACCUUUAUCCUCCCGACAGAGUACCAGGACUUCUGCAAUACCUAUUCUAAGGACAGAGGCCCAUGGAUAGUGAAACCCGUGGCCUCUUCCAGGGGUCGAGGUGUCUACCUGAUAAACAAUCCAAACCAGAUUGUCCUGGAAGACAACAUCCUGGUUUCUCGUUACAUCAGCAACCCUCUGCUCAUAGAUGAUUUCAAGUUCGAUGUGCGCCUUUAUGUUCUGGUUACGUCCUACGAUCCACUUGUCAUCUAUCUCUACGAGGAAGGAUUGGCCAG
Eurypyga helias (sunbittern) is the source of this 740-nucleotide messenger RNA. RefSeq names its product tubulin polyglutamylase TTLL5-like. The transcript is spliced from 8 exons. Gene Ontology annotation, molecular function: tubulin binding; tubulin-glutamic acid ligase activity. Gene Ontology annotation, cellular component: cilium. The annotation marks the transcript as partial. Gene Ontology annotation, biological process: protein polyglutamylation; microtubule cytoskeleton organization. NCBI's taxonomy places the organism in Eukaryota, Metazoa, Chordata, Aves, Eurypygiformes, Eurypygidae. The record is from RefSeq and is a predicted model, not a curated record.